Eleginops maclovinus (Patagonian blennie) is the source of this 2346-nucleotide messenger RNA. RefSeq names its product transcription factor CP2-like 1 (gene tfcp2l1). The record is from RefSeq and is a predicted model, not a curated record. Gene Ontology annotation, molecular function: DNA-binding transcription activator activity, RNA polymerase II-specific; RNA polymerase II cis-regulatory region sequence-specific DNA binding. Gene Ontology annotation, biological process: regulation of transcription by RNA polymerase II. The transcript is spliced from 15 exons. Bases 106 to 1722 code for a protein of 538 amino acids. Gene Ontology annotation, cellular component: nucleus. NCBI's taxonomy places the organism in Eukaryota, Metazoa, Chordata, Actinopteri, Perciformes, Eleginopidae.
CUCUGAGCUGAGACCUGAGGAAGCCAAAGCUGCGUCUGCCUCCACCACCACUUCCCCCCCUUCAGCUGUGAUCCCGGGACACAAGAAGACACCGCCCUGGAGAAUAUGCUGUUCUGCCACCCGCAGCCUGAGUCCUACCACCAGCACUCUGCUAGUUACAUUAGAGAGGCCCUGGCACCUUUCUUGAAAGAUGAAGAAGCGAGGCUCACGGCUGAAAGUGUUGCUAAGAAAACCCCGCUGCAGGUCGUCCUGUGUGCUGCCACCUCGCCGGCUGUGAAGCAGCAGGAGGAGACGCUCACUUAUCUCAACCAAGGUCAGUCCUACGAAAUCCGUUUGCUUAACAGAAAACUAGUGGAGUAUACAGAUAUAAGCUGCAAAUAUGUAAAGGUAGGUGUGCGGUAUUGUGUUUGUCUUUUUUUUUACCUUCACAUGACCUCUUCCUCUUUCUGCUCCUGUCUGUUUUCAUGUAGCCAUUUCCUGGUUUGUCACAGGUCCCUGAACCUUCCUUCCACUUCAGGGGCCGGGGUGUCCGCCUCGAGCAUUGUGCGCGUGGUGUUUCAUGACCGCCGACUGCAGUACAUGGAGCACCAGCAGCUGGAGGGAUGGAGGUGGAACCGACCUGGAGACCGGAUCCUUGAUAUAGAUAUCCCGUUGUCAGAGGGGAUUGUGGAGCCCCGUUCACACCCCAUGCAUCUCAACACAAUCGAGUUCCUCUGGGAUCCUGUGAAGAAGGCUUCUGUUUUCAUCCAGGUAAACUGCAUCAGCACUGAGUUCACCCCCAGGAAGCACGGAGGGGAGAAAGGAGUGCCGUUUCGUAUCCAGUUGGACACUUUCAGCACCAAUGAACACGGGGAGUACAUGGAGCAUGUCAGCUCUUCCAGCUGCCAGGUUAAAGUCUUCAAGCCUAAAGGAGCUGAUCGCAAACUGAAGACGGACAGGGAGAAGAUUGAUAAGAAGGCGCUGCAGGACAGAGAAAAGUACCAACAGUCUCAUGAGAGCACUGUGCUCAAAGAGUGUUCCCCUUGGCCUGAUGCUCUGAACCUCAGCAUCCACAGCAGCAGCACUCCAUCACCAGUUUACCACAGCUUCCCGACCUCCUGCAGCUUCACAGAUGGCAACUGUUCUCCAAACCAGCCAGGGGAGCUGCUAAUGCCCGCCUGCUCAGAUCACCUCCUGCCAUCGUCCUCACCGCAGGACACUCAGCAGUGGCUGCAGCGCCACAGGUUCUCACCUUUCUGCAGGCUCUUCUGCAGCUUCUCAGGAAGGAAGCAGAGUGGAUCUUCUGCUGUUGUUGCAGGUGCAGAUCUGUUGAGGAUGAGCAGGGAGGACCUGAUCCAGAUCUGCGGUCCAGCAGACGGUAUUCGCCUCUUCAAUACGAUGAAAGGAAGCUCUGCUCACGUUCCCAGGUGCAUUCAGCCCCGUCUCACCGUAUAUGUGUGUCAGCAGCAGGCCAGACACCAACCUGCCAUAAAGCCGGGGGCUGGAGACAUCUACCACGCUCUGUACCUGGAGGAGCUGACGCUGAUGGACCUCUCUGAGAAGAUCGCCAUGCUGUACAGCAUCCCUCCGCAGCAGAUCACACACAUCUACAGACAGAAGCCCAGCGGGAUCCACAUCCUAGUCUCUGACGAGAUGGUGCAGAACUUCAGGGAGGAAACAAGCUUCAUCCUCAGCACUAUAAGAGAUGAAAGCACGGAUGGAUACCGCGUGGUGUUGAAAUGACCUACACACUCUUGAGAACAGUGGAAUUGUACAGCUUGUAUAUAAGUCCUAAGAUGUACAGUACAGUAACAUGCUGUAUUCAGGAGAUGGAAAUUAGGCAUUCGGUCUCCUGUUUUAUGAUUUUCUUGAAUUUUCUUGAAUUUUUCUGUUUCAUUAUUGUUCAUGUAUUGUUAAGUUACUGAUUCAUGCUUCAGGUGUCUUGUAAUUAAAAGGUGUACAUUUUUGGCUCAAACUCGUAUAAAUGCAUGAUUUUCCUGAUAUCAAAGCAGCGUGAGUGACAUGCCAACAAAAAGAAAAUACAAAUGAACAAAUUUAUGUCGGUUUAAUGUCCCUGCUCUUUUUUGGUGCUUGUCCCAGAUAUGAAAUGCUGUCAUUUGCUCUUUCUGUUGCAUAUGAUAGAUGGAAAACAUCAAACAGGUGAAUUUGUAGUCAAUGUCUUUUGAUCACCAUGGUUCUACUUCCCUUAAAAUAAAGUAUUUCACCGAUGAUAUAUCCACAGAUUUGUAAUGCAGGUAUGUGAAAAGACAGUGAGCAAAACUCAGGACAAAACUCUUCUGCAGUUUAUAUCACACUCAGGCAAGGUGUCAUGAUCUGUCCUGUUUUAUUUUGAAAGUUCUUCUUCAC